Rhagoletis pomonella (apple maggot) is the source of this 2577-nucleotide messenger RNA. RefSeq names its product glycoprotein-N-acetylgalactosamine 3-beta-galactosyltransferase 1-like. The record is from RefSeq and is a predicted model, not a curated record. NCBI's taxonomy places the organism in Eukaryota, Metazoa, Arthropoda, Insecta, Diptera, Tephritidae. Gene Ontology annotation, cellular component: membrane. The transcript is spliced from 4 exons. Gene Ontology annotation, molecular function: N-acetylgalactosaminide beta-1,3-galactosyltransferase activity. Bases 200 to 1225 code for a protein of 341 amino acids.
AUUGUUAACAGUUUUCUUCUUGUUCGGCCCGGGUAACAACAAUGUGUGUCAAAGGUGGUGGGAUAGGCGCCUACGUUGGUGUUUAAUUUGGUACUACACUCAAUAAGAUCACCAAUAAUUCACGAGUGAAAGUAAAUAAACCUGUUUUCGAAGCGAAAAUAUUUAUUGUAUGCCGCAAUAGCCACAAUAAAUUCCAAGCAUGUUCUAUAGAAACGUAGUCUGCUUGCUGAUUGGCUUAAUUGUGGGAGUGCGGCUCACCGAUUUCUGCGAUUAUGUCAAGUUGCAGCAGCCGAACCGCAGUGUGCGACAGAAUUACACAAAUCUUACACACACCAAUACACUUACAGCGGCGCAGGAUGCCGAUACACUUCCGGAAUAUUUGUUUAACACCACUCGUGUUUUGUGUUGGAUCAUGACUAUGCCAGAGAACCAUUUGCGACGUGCGGUGCAUAUACGCAACACUUGGGGCAGACGGUGCAAUAAGUUGCUCUUCAUGACCACCAAAGACGAUAGCUUCUUGGAGACGGUGCGUUUGGAUGUGCCUGAAGGUCGAGAUUAUUUAUGGCACAAGACGCGCGCUGCUUUCAAUUAUAUCAGCGACCAUCACUUAGACGACGCCGACUGGUUUCUCAAGGCCGACGAUGAUAGUUACUUCAUUAUGGAAAAUUUGCGUGCAUUUCUCUAUCAAUUCUCUCCAGAUGCGCCGGUAUACUUUGGCUGCAAAUUUCAUCCGUUCGUCAAACAGGGUUACAUGUCUGGUGGUGCCGGUUACGUACUCAGCCGUGCUGCAUUGCGUCGCUUCGCUGAGGUCGCCUCAUCCAACAACAGCGCGUGCUCGCAAACCCAACUCUCCGAGGACAAAGAGAUGGGUAUUUGUUUGCAGAAUGCCGGCGUUGUGGCGGGUGAUGCGCGCGACGAGUUGGGUGCCGAACGCUUCCAUCCAUUGGCGCCAAUACAUCUGAUACCUGUCGAUACGUCGGAAUGGUAUCCAUUGUACCUGUUCUACAAACGAGAUAAGCAUUUACAAUGUUGUUCGCCCAGCUCCAUUUCUUUUCAUUACAUUAAGCCAAAGGAGUUCUACGUUCUAGAUUAUCUCCUUUAUGUAUUGCGUCCUUUUGGAGUUGGAAGUGGAGCGUCCAUUUUACCUGCCAAGGCGGAUAUGUCGACAUUGUUGGAUAAAUGGAAGAACGAAUUAUCGGAUAAUAUUCUUAAGGAAGAAGAUUAGCUUAAAGGAAUUUUAAAAAAAUAUUUGCAUAUUUAAAUUUAAGGUAGUAAUAAGAUCUGUUUAUUUUUCAUCGCAUUGUUAAUAUAUUUACAUUAAAUUCGAUACCAUAAAAGAAAUGUACAUCUUCGACUUACAUCAAGUGAAGUCAAGUCCUUCCCACCUGGAAAAGGUGUUCCUCUUCCACCAGCGGCUAUAGCGUUGAAUAUUUUCAGGACUGGAGCGUUUAUGUCCACUCGUAUUCGUAGCACCGAACAGAGCAUUAAAUCUAAUCCGAAAUCAUUUUGGAAUUUUGUCAAAUCCAAAAAAAUUAUGCGCAAGUAUACCUACUUCGGUAAUGCUCGACGAUAAAUUUGCUAGUAUUCCUGUCGAAGCAGCUAAUUUGUUUGCUGACUUUUUUAUGUCAAAUUACGUUGCUGAUGACGGCAAUUCCCUAACUUCUCUUCUGAAAUAUGUAUGUAUCUUCUAUUCUUAACUUAGGACCUCUUUUUAUUUCAUCGGAUGACAUUAUAAAGGGGAUGCAUUCUUUUAAAUCUUCUUCGCGGACGGACUGUCUGCUGUCUUAUUUAAAAACUUGCCGGCCUUAGUAUUUCUCUUGAGAUAAUAUUUAAUAGAUCGCUAUCGUCAGGUAUUUUCAUUGAUGACUGGAAGUUAUCUACCAUCACACCUUUUUUAAAAAGUGGAAGAAAAAAUGACGUCCGGAACUAUCGGCCAUGUGUCGGAAUGUGUCGUUAAGGACAAGAUUUAGCAUUGGUUUGUGUCAGGCCUCUCGACAGUAUCUAGUCUUGCAGUUUUUAGCGAAUUUUUUUACUUCUUCGUUCCCGGCAGGAUUCCAAGUCGAUUGGGUUUAUACCGAUUUUUAAAAGGCAUUUGAUAGCGUAUCUCAUAAGAUCUUACUAAAUAAGCUGGUUUGUUUGGGUUUUCACUAACGUACUCUGUUCUUGGCUUUAUUCGGCGUAACACUUCCGAGUUUUCUGACCCAUAUAUCUGUAAAAUUGCUUUUUACGGUUCUUGUGCGUUCUCACUUGGAAUAUGCGGUAAUAGUUUGGAGACCAUAUGACCAACUAUCGAUAAGUAGAAUUGAAUGCGUUCGAAAAGUCUUUCUGAAAUUCGCACUGCGUUCGCUACGGUUUGAGACUCCUGUUCCAUCAUAUGGCUCGCGCCUAAUGCUGAUCAACUUAAGUACUUUAGAAAAGAGAAGAACAGUUCUUUCGUUAUGAUAUAAUUAGUGGCAUCAUUGACUGCCCAAUUUUCUUUGAGUGGAUGAGCUUUAAUGUUCCACAAAGAAGUCUCCGAAAUGAUUACACUUUUUACGGGGAAAGCUUCAAAACUAAAUAUGGAGUAGCGCGCCGAUU